CAUUAAUUAUACUUGUGCAGCAAAUCAAUUUGUUAUAAAAUUUCCACUGUUUCCCGUGAGAUAAAAGUGUAAAACGGAUUGUUCCGAAACUUGUAAAAAACAAUUUAAAGACGUAGCGUCGGAGAGUGACUAUGUUAAAAUCUAAGCGGUGGAGAGCGAAAAUAUAAAAUUGAUCAAUUGCAUGUAUUAAGUAAUGUGAAAAGAAAGUUUCAGAAAGAUAUGGUAAGGAAGGAGACAACAUUGCUGUAACAUGUGUCGACAGACUAUUGUUUUAUCAUUGUUGCUUUUUGCAUAUCAAGCCGCUCCGAAUGAAGCAAAUGAGUUCAAGGUUUCGGGAAGAAUCAUUUUUCCAAAGGAUGGCGUGUAUACACAUAUCCCUGAAAACAGCUGUCUUGUGGUAAAAGUAUUUCAAAACAUACAGUGUAUCACUACGCCUUGUAAUACACCACAGAGUGGAAAAUUAGUAACGCGUAAUGUUCAGAUCUUAAACAAUACGUUCGAGUAUGAAGUGACAUGCAAACAUUUAGAUGCACCACUUUACGCUAUCAGCUCUCAAUUGCACAUUGGAUGGUGUCCAACUGAAGAUUACACAGGCGGAUAUAUUAAGGAAGGAGAUUACGACAUUAAAUGGGCUUACGAUUUUACGAUUAAGGGUAACGAAACAAACAAGAAUGUACCAGAUAUUGAAUUGGAACCAUACAUUAAAAACCUAUGUGGAGCAGAAAGAUGCAGUGUAAAGAAGGAAUCGUGCCAAAUGAAUAGUAAUGGUACACCGUAUUGUCAUUGUCUUGAUCAAAAUGGAUGUGGAACCUUGCAGCCAGAAAAAGAAUAUUUUAAACUGUCAGGCAAAAUCCUUUUUCCAACGAAUGGUGUGUACACACAUAUCCCUAAACACAGCUGUCUUGUGGUAAAAGUGUAUAAAAACAUAUUGUGUUUUACCACGCCUUGCAACAUACCACAGAGUGGAAAAUCCGUUACGCAUAAUGUUCAGAUUUUAAACAAUACGUUCGAGUAUGAAGUGACAUGCAAACAUUUAAAUGCAUCAUCUUACGCUAUCAGCACUCAAUUUCACAUUGGAUGGUGUCCAACUGCAAAUUACACAGGCGGGUAUAUUAAAAGAGGAGAUUAUCACAAUGCAUGGGGUUAUCAUUUUAUUAUGAGGAAAAACGAAACGAACAAGAACGGACAGGAUAUGAAAAUGGAACCAUACAUUAAAAGCCUUUGUGGCACAGAAAGAUGCAUGUUAAGGAAUGAAUCAUGCCGAAUAAAUGAUAAUGGUAAAGCGUAUUGUCAUUGCAAUGAUCAAAUUGGAUGUGGAAGAACAACAGUACCUACAACAACAACAACAACAACCAAAUCAACGUCUAUCAAAACUACCCAAACUUCAUCAGUUCCAAUAUCACUUACAAUUCCAACAGCUCCAACAAAUGAAACAAUAACACGUAGCACGGUUACAACAACAACAAAAACCACAACAGAUAAGAUUACAAUUAACUCUACUCCAGGACAAGCUCACGGAAUAGUGCUUGCGGGAGCAGCAGUUCUACCUAGCAAAGGUAUUUAUCCUCCUGCUUUGCCUACUGAAAGCUGCCUACAUAUAAAAGUGUGGGAUAAGCCCAAUUGCAUGGACGAUUGUGGACGAAAAAUGGUGGUUCAUACAACUAUAAAGAAUCUUAGUAUUAAAAAUGGUACGAUUCUGUACAUCGACAGAAUAGAUCAUCUAAAUGUUGGUGAAGAAUAUAGUGUGAGUGCCAUAUUGAACGUGGGAUGGUGCUAUAAAGAGAAGGAUGGUGUCCAAAUAAAAAGUGACGACUACGUCAGUGAUACAAGCAAUAUAUUUCGAAUCAGAAGUGGGGUUAAAUAUUACUACGUUGAUAUUAACAUGAAAAACAAUGGAAAAUAUCAUUGUGGUGCCACUAUGUGCUAUGCAACAGAAAAAUGCAUGAAUAAUGAUUUCUUUAGUAAAUCAUAUUGCCAAUGUCCCUAUGAUUAUGCUUGCGCUAAUCCAUCAGAAUGGAUUUGCGCAAACGAUGGGAAAAGUUAUUCUUCGGAAUGUAAGAUGAGACGAGCAGAUUGUAGUUCAAGAACUCUUCAAAAAGUCCGCGAUGGAAAAUGUGAAGAUGCUGUGACUUCAAACGCGUCAAACGGAGAGAAAGAAAAGGACAUGGUCAUGAUAUCUAGUAUCAGUGGUUCCGUGUUUCUUUUGUUGAUUGUGUUGUUGAUUGCUAUGCUGGUAUGUUUGUCUCGACGGAAAAUAAAUGCAAUGUCCGGGAAUGUUCAGGAAAACAAUGGCAACGGACUGGCUGGUUCAAUAAAGAAGAAAAAAAUCCUGGAGGAUUUUGCUGCAAACGAGCACGAGAAAGAGCAAAGAGUGACAGAAAAUGUCUAUGUUGAUAUCUCACCUACACGCGUUAAAGCUCCACCUUCGUAUAAAGAAUACGAGUUUGACAAGCCACCAGUGUAUGAAGAUAUUCGUUGUUUCGAGAAUAACGCAUACAAAAUUUAGGUUUAGAUAAACCUCACACUUUUAAUACUGUUAAUAUUAACGUGCUAUUGUUUGUUAAUUAUUUUUUCUUAACGUAUGUAUGUGUAUCAAUUAAUUAAAGAAAAAUGAAUUAUAAACCAA
Molecule: messenger RNA, 2626 nt
Organism: Hydractinia symbiolongicarpus
Lineage: Eukaryota; Metazoa; Cnidaria; Hydrozoa; Anthoathecata; Hydractiniidae
Exons: 12
Coding region: 251-2506 (751 amino acids)
Molecular function (GO): protein binding
Source: RefSeq, a predicted model, not a curated record